CAAGCGUGCUCUAUUUUUUAUUUUCAAAUUUGAAAAACCUCUAACGUUCUUCCGCCAAUUUUAAAAUUAUACAUCCGGUGGACGAGUGUUAGAUUUAUUCCUUCCAUUAACUGCGAAAAUGGAGUCAAAUAAUGAAUGCUUUGUUUGCGGUGGCCAUGAUUUCACAAUAGCUGAUGGAGUGUUUAUAUGCAACGAGUGUGGGAUACAAUCCCAAAAUUUUAGAGAAGAACUAAUCAAUUUUAAUGAUAAUAUUAUGUAUGGUAAACAUGACAAAAUGAUUGAUAAAGAUCAUGAAAUUACAGUUGGAUCUCAAUUGGAAAAAAAGAAGAAAUUAUUAUCUUGGGAAUGUUUCAAUUUAAUUCUUAUAGGACUUACCAAUGAAAUGAUUGAACUUGGUGCUAAUCCUAGUUUAAAAGUUAUAGUGUUACAAUUAUGGGUUCGAUAUUUGCAGUGCAUUGAGGCAGCAUUUACUUCAAAAAAAUUUAGGAAGCUUCCAAAAUUAAAUACUUCAUUUAAUAACAUCGAUGGUGAAAUUUUAUAUGACAUUGCAAAUAUAAGAAAAAAAUUAUUAUACUCCAAGACUGGAAUUUGGAAAGGAAAACAGAAAACUAGUAGAUCAAAAAGAAAAAAGUUAUUUACAUCUUUUAACUGUAAUGCUAGUUCAAUUUUAACAGCUAGUCAGAAACAGAUUAGAGUUACUCACAAGUUACGUAAACUAGACCACACCAAGACUGAUAUUAAUAACGACUCAAUAGGAUUUUCAAAUGAUGUUAAUGUGUUGCAAAGAAGAAAAAAUUCAAGAAAAAUUAAUAUUAAAAUGGCAAAAAAUGUACAAAAAUCUCUCAAGGCAAUGCCUUCCAUUAGUAAAGACCUAACUUUUGAGGAAUCGACAAAAAUUUUUCAAUCUGGUCGAAAAUGUUGGAAAAGGUUAAAACAUAAAGAAAAAAAAAAUAUGAUUACUAUAAAAAAAUUAAUAUCUAUUAUUAGAUUAGCCACUAUCAUCAACAAUGAUGAUAUUUAUUUAUCUGAUAUUUUAAGGUGGAUACAUGAAGGACAUUUUCAUAUAAAUCAUAUAAAUUUAUUUUUACCAGAAAAUGUAGUUCAUGGUAUCAAUUUGCGAAAAAUUAUGCUAAUGUCAUCAAGAAAUAAAUUAAAUCAAGAAAUUACUAUGAUAAUGUUUCUUUUAAAAAUUGACCAACUACCCAAUAUUGAUUUUAAAAAAAUGGCUAAACGAUUUUGUGAUGAACUACAACUGCCUAGUGAUUUUACAAACAUUGUUUGUAAACUUAUAUCAAUAUCUCCUCCUAGCCUACAUUUUACUCAUGUAUUACCUGACAUUGAAAUCAAAGUCAUGGCUUAUUUACUUUUUGCUGCUAAGUUUUUAUUUUGUCUUGAUGGUAAUGCAGAAAACUUAUCUUCAGACUUUGCUGAAAAAGUGAAUCGAUUAAAUAAUGAACAUCAAAAACUGUUUAGCUGGAAUGAAUAUGUGAAAUAUAUUGAAUGUAGAAAUACUGUAGUUUCUGACUACAAUUCUGUGUUGCAUACAAAACUAUAUGAAAAUAAAAUACACAACACUAAAUUAUUUAUCAACAAUUGGAACAUUAUAAAGUCAACUUUACCCUUAAAAAACAAGAUAUUUAAUAAGAAAUUUAGAGAAAACACUGAAUGUUUAUUCAAAUCAUUGCCAGAUAUUGGAAGAACUGAAAGUUAUAGAGGUAUCCCUGCCUCAACUAAACCAUUAACAUCAACUUUAAAAUGGAUACUAGAUUAUUAUUCAGUGCAAUUAAGUGUUGUUACAAGAACUACAUUAGAAAAUGAUUUCACUCAAACUGAUAUUUUAUAUUUAACAAAUGAAGAAAGGAUUUAUGAUUUAGCCAAUAAGUAUGAUAUACCAAUAGAAAUCAACAGUAAUAAACCAUUAUAUUAUGUAAAAGAAAAAAAUGAAGAUCCUGAUACGAAAAUACCUGUACCAAAUAAUACUGAAGUCAAAGUGUUUUUAACUAACCAUAUACCUAACAAGACUCAACAGACGGAAACUUUAAAUACCUCUUAUAAAGAAAAACCAAAUACAAUAUAUUUAGGAACAGGCCUUUAUUAUUGGUACAUACAUUUGAGUACAUUUUUUUUACUAAGAGCUGAUAUUGUUAAAAUAGAUAUGGUUUUAAAAAAAAAAUUACCUCACUCAUUUCUUUGGUUCAUGCAUCAGUGUUGUAGAAUAUUGGAUUGUGCGCCUUCCCACCUAUACUUAGAACUUUUAAGGUUAGAGAAGAAAUUUUCUACAUUUUUACAAUCAAAUGAAAUGAUGUCCGACUCUAAAGAUGAAGAUUUUUUAUCUAAUGGAAGUAGCUAAUUACAUAAUAAUCAAAAUAUUUUAUUACAUUUUAAUUGUUAAAAAAAAAAAAAUUUUGACAUUAGUAUUUAUGAA
Messenger RNA from Sipha flava (yellow sugarcane aphid), 2425 nucleotides. RefSeq names its product TATA box-binding protein-associated factor RNA polymerase I subunit B (gene TAF1B). Lineage: Eukaryota; Metazoa; Arthropoda; Insecta; Hemiptera; Aphididae. The record is from RefSeq and is a predicted model, not a curated record. Gene Ontology annotation, cellular component: RNA polymerase I core factor complex; RNA polymerase transcription factor SL1 complex. Gene Ontology annotation, molecular function: RNA polymerase I core promoter sequence-specific DNA binding. The transcript has 10 exons. Gene Ontology annotation, biological process: nucleolar large rRNA transcription by RNA polymerase I; RNA polymerase I preinitiation complex assembly. Bases 119 to 2350 code for a protein of 743 amino acids.